This is a messenger RNA of Penicillium waksmanii, 1512 nucleotides long. Its product is annotated as glycosyltransferase family 69 protein. The transcript is spliced from 2 exons. NCBI's taxonomy places the organism in Eukaryota, Fungi, Ascomycota, Eurotiomycetes, Eurotiales, Aspergillaceae. Bases 1 to 1512 code for a protein of 503 amino acids. The record is from RefSeq and is a predicted model, not a curated record.
AUGUCUUCUCGUCUCUUACACCCAGACGAGUACGAGCUUGCCUCGCGUUCCUCACUCGACUCCGAGGGAACCUUCAAUCUCGACGACGAUGACUUCGAAUCGCAAGUCCCUCCCUCCUCCCGAUUCGGACGCCAUCGAGCCUCCUGGAUCUCGCGCCUCUUCUCCUCCCUCCCGGGAUACUCUCGCGUGAAGACCAACCACAGACCAAUCUUCGCGCGCCAAUCGCGCCGAACCUAUCUCCGCCGCUGCACCCCCCCGCCGCCGCUUUUGCUACAUCCACGUCGUGUUCCUCAUCAUAUCCGCCCUCGUGAUUUACAAAAAUCCACGCAAAAAAGCACAGCGCCCGGCCGAGGGAACCCACACGAGCAAAAAGUGUUUAUCGCAGCAAGUCUAUAUGACCGAGACGGUGAGCUCGCGCGCGGACAAUGGGGUGCGCAAUUACUAGAAUUGAUUGAAUUUCUCGGCGCGGGAAAUGUAUACGUGAGCAUCUACGAGAAUGACAGCGGCGAGGAGGGACGCGCUGCACUGCGCGAGUUGGAACAACGCAUUUUAUCCGAUAAAUCAAUCGUGUUCGAAGAACAUCUAGACUUGAAAACGAUACCAACCGUCACGAUCCCCGGUGGCGAAAACCGCGUCAAGCGAAUUGAAUACUUAGCGCAGGUCCGGAACAAAGCACUCAAACCUCUGACCGAGAAUCCGGACAUUCGCUACGAUAAAAUCCUCUAUCUAAACGAUAUCCUCUUCGAUCCGGUUGAUGCACUCCAAUUACUCUUCUCGACAAACGUCGACGAGCACGGCUUCGCGCAGUACCGCGCUGCUUGUGCGGUGGACUUUGACAAUCCGUUCAAAUUCUACGAUACUUACGCCACCCGUGAUCUGCAAGGGUAUAGCAUGGGGUUGCCUUUCUUCCCGUGGUUCUCGAAUGCUGGCAAUGGCGACAGUCGCAAUGACGUCUUGCAGGGUAGAGAUGCUGUCCGCGUCCGGAGUUGCUGGGGAGGCAUGGUCGCCUUUGAUGCGAAGUUCUUCCAGACUGCACCCUCCUCUCCGGGGGUGACUCCUGUGCGCUUCCGUUCUGGGCCGGAUCUCUUCUGGGAGGCUUCGGAGUGCUGCCUCAUUCAUGCGGAUAUUCAAGACCCCCAGACUGAUGUGGAAGCGAUCACAGAUACGGGAGUUUAUAUGAACCCGUAUGUGCGUGUUGCAUAUGAUGCUCGCACUCUUCGUUGGCUGGGCGUGACCCGCCGAUUUGAACGGCUGUACUCACAUAUUCACAAUAUUGGCAAUCACCUCGUGGGCUUACCGUGGUAUAAUCCGCGACGUGACGAGGGGGUUGGUCAGAGUGUGCAGGAGACAGUUUGGGUCUCUGAUACUAGUGCUGAGGGUGGGGGAUCCUUUCAGGUGGUGGAUCGUACUGCUGGGAAUGAUGGGUAUUGUGGGAGGAGAGGUUUGCAGGUUAUUGUUGAGGAGCGUAAACCUGGUCAGAAGGGUUAUGAGAGUAUUCCUGUGCCAUCAUGA